This is a messenger RNA of Miscanthus lutarioriparius, 654 nucleotides long. The record is from the annotation of a GenBank genome assembly. NCBI's taxonomy places the organism in Eukaryota, Viridiplantae, Streptophyta, Magnoliopsida, Poales, Poaceae.
AUGAUGCCGCCGUGGCUCGCGCAGGUGCACCCGCGCACGGGGACGCCCGUGAACGCCACCGUCGUCAUGCUCGUCGCCACCGCCAUCAUCGCCUUCUUCACCAACCUCAACAUCCUCUCCAACCUGCUCUCCAUCUCCACGCUCUUCAUCUUCAUGCUCGUCGCCGUCGCGCUGCUGGUCCGCCGCUACUAUGUCGCCGGGGAGACCACGGUCGUCAACCGGAACAAGCUGGCGGCGUGCAUCGUCGCCAUCCUGGCCACGUCGGUGGCGACGGCGACGUGCUGGGGGGUGAACGUCAACGGGUGGGUGCCGUACGCGGUGACGGUGCCCGCGUGGUUCGUGUCGACGGUGUGCCUGUGGGCGUUCGUGCCGCAGGCCAGGGCGCCCAAGCUGUGGGGCGUGCCGCUGGUGCCGUGGCUGCCGUCGGCGUCCAUCGCCAUCAACGUCUUCCUCCUGGGCUCCAUCGACUCCAAGUCGUUCAUGCGGUUCGGGUUCUGGACGGCCGCGCUGCUGGUUUACUACCUCUUCGUUGGUCUGCACGCGUCCUACGACACGGCCAAGGCGCUCGCCGCCGAGUCUGCCAUCGCCAAGGUGGAGGAUGGGGAUGGCGACGGCAAGCCGGCACGAGGCGCUGUCCAUAACGGCGAGUACUGA